This is a messenger RNA of Cyclopterus lumpus (lumpfish), 1737 nucleotides long. It is a transcript of the gene wfikkn2a, whose product is annotated as info WAP, follistatin/kazal, immunoglobulin, kunitz and netrin domain containing 2a. Lineage: Eukaryota; Metazoa; Chordata; Actinopteri; Perciformes; Cyclopteridae. Gene Ontology annotation, cellular component: extracellular region. The record is from RefSeq and is a predicted model, not a curated record. Gene Ontology annotation, molecular function: protein binding; serine-type endopeptidase inhibitor activity. The transcript has 3 exons. The coding region runs from base 1 to 1737 and encodes 578 amino acids.
AUGUGGUGGAUGCUGUUUCCUCGAUGGAUUUGGUUUCUUCUGGGACACUGUUGUACUAUUCUCCUUUAUCCGGGCAGCAGCCGCGUGAGAGCAAUGCCAAUGCCCAUGUCCGUGGCCAAAGUGGUUUAUUCUCAUGCAGGUCUGUGCCCGAAUGACCUGAACCCCAACCUGUGGGUGGAUGCUAUGAGCACCUGCAUGCGCGAGUGUGAAUCCGACCAGGACUGUGAGACAUUUGAGAAGUGCUGCCCUAAUGUAUGUGGCAACAAGAGCUGUGUGGCAUCCCGCUAUAUAGACGUCAAGGGCAACAGGGGCCCCAUAGGAAUGCCAGAGGGCGCCACCUGCGACAAGUUCAUGUGCGCUCAGCAAGGGUCAGAGUGUGACAUCUGGGACGGCCAGCCUGUUUGUAAGUGUCGGGACCGCUGUGAGAGAGAACCCCACUUCACGUGUGCGUCCGACGGCAUGACGUACUAUAACAAGUGCUACAUGGAUGCAGAGGCCUGUUCCAAGGGUAUCUCUAUCUCUGAGGUCACCUGCAGGUACCACUUGACCUGGCCAAACACCAGUCCCAUCCCAGCAGAGACCACCUUACAUCCCACCACCGCCCUCCAGACCACCCCCCCUGCUGACAUCCACCUUCCCACCAUACACAGCGGCCCCACCCAACAGGCUGUUUUUGUGGGUGAGACAGCCAGCUUUCUGUGUGAGGUGUCUGGAAAGCCACAUCCGCAAAUCACAUGGGAGAAACAACUCAAGGGCAAAGAGAACACCAUCAUGAGGCCUAAUCAUGUGAGGGGGAACGUUGUGGUUACUAACAUUGGCCAGCUGGUCAUAUACAAUGCGCAACUUCAGGAUGCCGGCAUUUAUACGUGUAGAGCCAAAAAUGUUGGGGGAAGUGUGUCGUCACACUUUCCCUUGGAAGUGAUCGGGAAGGAGGUGAAAGGUAAGAAUGCAGAGGGGAAUAAUACCAACCUGCCAUUUCCAGCUGAAGAGUGUCUCAAGAGUCCAGACACAGACGACUGUGGAGAAGAGAGCAUGAGCUGGUACUAUGAGCCAAAGAGGAACAAUUGCUUCACCUUUACCUACAGUCAGUGCAACAAAAACCGUAACCAUUUCGACGCAUAUGAAGCCUGCAUGCUGUCAUGCGGAGGAGACCUAGCGGCUCCCUGCAGCCUACCAAGCCUCCAAGGGCCUUGCAAGGCCUAUGAGCCUCGCUGGGCUUAUAGCAACAGCCUCAAAAAGUGCCAGUCCUUCGUGUACGGAGGCUGUGGCGGCAACGAGAACAGCUUUGAGUCUAAAGAGGCCUGUGAAGAGAUGUGCCCCUUUCCGAAGAACCACAAGUGCAAGAUGUGCAAACCCCGAGGCAAGAUGGUCACCAGCUUCUGUAAGAGUGACUUUGUGAUUCUUGGCCGUGUGACCGAGCUGACGGAGGAGCAGGAGUCCGGCCACGCUUUGGUGACCGUGGAGGAGAUCUUGAAGGAUGAGAAGAUGGGUCUGAGGUUCUUUGGCAAAGAGCCCUUGGAGGUGACUCUUCUGAACAUGGACUGGAACUGCCCCUGCCCCAACAUCACCACAGCCGACGGGCAGCUCAUCAUCAUGGGAGAUGUUCAGAAUGGGAUGGCCGUCCUACAGCCCGACAGCUUUGUCGGAUCCUCCAGCACUCGUAGAAUCAGGAAGCUCCGUGAGGUCGUUCACAAGAAGACCUGUGAUUUCCUUAAAGAUUUCUCUGCUGUCCAGUAG